GCAUAAUUAGGAUACAGAUAUGCCGAAUUCUAACCUGCCAACUCUUCCUCUGGGACGAGCUAUUCCAGGCAAAAAUAUGACUUGUAUUCUUCGAGAAAAUACUCGGAGCAGCGCAUCUGUCAGCCGAUCUACUUUCCGUCUUAAUUUGAGUGAGUGCAUUCACUACCUGAACCGGUUAAGCGUGGCACGUGCCCCACUGAACUAUCAAUUGCAGUUACUUUUCAACGCGCUCAAAUUACUCAUCGCUCUCCACAUACGUUGCUUGGCGUUCCACGUUCGUCAACAGGAAGCUGCUACUUGCAAAUAUCCGGUUCCCAAGCUUAUUUCCACCGAACUUCUAGUCAACUUGAUCAGACAGUAUCAGUUUAUCAGCCGGGUUCCUCUUUGGCAUUCCACUUUACACCAAGGCCAGCGCAAAAGUUUACAAGAGUUUAUCAAAACGCAUAAGUCGAAAUUGCCUACUGAUUAUUUGAGGCCGCUGAAACAGCUUGAAAUUAAUUCAACCGUGUUAGAAUCUUCAAGAAGACAACCUUUAUCAAGCUUAUUCGGAUGUGGCCAACCUAGCAAGUUUUUCAACAAUGAUCCUUUGGGCAAAAGCAAGGAAGGCAUUACAUCGAGCAAGGAUGAACCAGUUCUCCAUAGGGUGACAAUUCCUUUUGAUGAAGACGACGGUGUUGUGGUUAUCAUCCGCCCCAUUCGGCACCCUAACCGUUCUCGAGGUUCGGUUGCGGCGGACCCUAUGAAACAUUAAUAUGGUGACCAAUGUAUUCCUCAUGUGUGUAUGAGAGGAUUUGUUGGAAUGGACAGAGAAAUUUUAUGUGUAUUCGCUGU
Dicrocoelium dendriticum is the source of this 831-nucleotide messenger RNA. The record is from the annotation of a GenBank genome assembly. Lineage: Eukaryota; Metazoa; Platyhelminthes; Trematoda; Plagiorchiida; Dicrocoeliidae.